Molecule: messenger RNA, 676 nt
Organism: Musa acuminata subsp. malaccensis (wild Malaysian banana)
Lineage: Eukaryota; Viridiplantae; Streptophyta; Magnoliopsida; Zingiberales; Musaceae
Source: RefSeq, a predicted model, not a curated record
GCCUGCAACACAUGUUACCUAACGACACUUGCAUGGGAACUCAGUUUCCGAGUUUUGCCAGCCGGGUAAUAAUCGACUGGAGCUCAUCGUCGACCCUCCAGAUUCCGGAGAACGUCGUCCAUUCCUCAGGCAGCAACGAUUCGACGAAGGUUCUUGCCUCAGGUGUCAAUCUUGAGCCGUCCGGAUCGGAUCGGGGCUCAUCGACAGAUCUUCCUGCCGUCGCUGGACUACGACAUGAUAAGUUGCAAGACUACUUCGAUAAAAGCUUAGUUAUCGAGAGAGCUCUGCGUAAGGCCUUCGACGUCUCAAGCGAUGAAGAAGACUCGUCGCCGCCUGAUGCUUAUAUGAGCCUUGCAGAAUUGGUUGGCUUGGACCAAGCGAGAGGUGUUGUAGAAAAGGAUGUCACCAAAGACAAUUCGUGUGUGGAGGAGGGUAUGCUUGACGAGAGGAGCAGAAGUCCAGUGCAGGACUUCUCUGCCGCUCCUGAUCGGUUCUCUCAGCGAAGACAUGAACCGGAAAGCUGCAGCACGAUGCAAGAAGCUGUAAUCAAAGCCGAGAGCAUAGCAAGUGAGAAUUCCGGCAGCUUCGACAUCCAAAAAUUCAAUGUGGAUGAAGACCUCACGGCGGAAAUCUUUGAGGAAAUAAACAAAGCUAAAAGGUAGAGCAUCACGGUGAC